GUGAGAAUGGUUUCGGAGAAAUAGAUCCGUACCACGACAAAGAGCGCUUCUGUGUGAGGAUUUAAGGCCCAAACUGGACUAGGAGAAACUGGACUACACAGCUCACCGGUCCGGACCUCUGUGCGUCAAAGCGCACCUGCACCGUCCGAGCUCAGAUUUGAAAUGAACCCCUUGAAUUUCUGCGGGACGUCCAGCAGCGGUGGUGGUGUGUUUCCCUUCCACGGAGUGAACUCCAUGCUGUUCGACCUGCGCCACCAGAUGGCGGAGCAGUACCGCAUGUACUCUGCCGCGAGCCCCGCAGUACACACCCUAUCUGUGGCCGAGAGACUGGCAGAGCUUAUUCUGGAGGCUCGGUAUGGAAACCAACAGAAGCAGCGCCGCAGCCGCACAGCCUUCACAGUAUCGCAGCUGCAGGCUCUGGAGAAAGCCUUCCAGCAGACACAGUACCCUGACGUGAGCAUGAGGGAGAGACUGGCUGUCUGCAUCAACCUGCCAGAGGCUCGCAUUCAGGUGUGGUUCAAGAACAGGAGGGCAAAGUACCGUAAAGGUCACAGGUGCUCCCCGCUCUCCAGAGACCAGAAUGUGGAGGAGGCACCACACUGCAGCAUGAUGGGACAGGAGGAAGCGAGGACCGGAGACAAACAGGACACUUCCACAUCACACACUGACAGAAACAAUCCUGCUCUUCAUUGCUGUCUUCCUCCUCCUUGUGUGGAUAAAAGCAGGGAUGUUUGUCCGCCUCUCACUCCUACAGACUCUGAUAUUUCACGGUGCUCCCGCCACCUUCACUCCCCUCCACUCUUCCCCUUCAGGGAGUGCUAUAGCCAGCCUCCUCACCAGCCGCUUGUAGGAGUGCUGUCCACGGAGCUGGCCCUCCCCCCGGUGUUCUGGCCCAUCUUACAGCAGCACAGCUCUGCCCUCGGGGUCCAUCCACCCUCAGUUACUAAAAACUGUAGCCUAUCCCUUCAGACUGCAUGCUCUACUAAAGCUCCUCACCCUCACCUGGGGCUGUAAAUGUACACCUGUUCACCUGCAGCCUGACAUCUCUGCUCCUGUGUGGGGAGAGCCAUGGUGGAGAAGCACUUACUGCCUUGUUACUGUAAGCCUGACAGAAUAGUUAUUUUUUUUUAGAGAGUUUUAUUGAAUCUGUUUAAAGGGAAUACAGUCACCUAUUUCCAGGUCUUAGUUAAGUCUGCUUUUAUCAGUAUCAACUGUGAUGUGAAUUUGCAUCAACAAAACUGUUCUUUAAUCAUCACAAGCAGC
Molecule: messenger RNA, 1263 nt
Organism: Eleginops maclovinus (Patagonian blennie)
Lineage: Eukaryota; Metazoa; Chordata; Actinopteri; Perciformes; Eleginopidae
Gene: dmbx2
Exons: 4
Coding region: 163-1014 (283 amino acids)
Biological process (GO): regulation of transcription by RNA polymerase II
Molecular function (GO): RNA polymerase II transcription regulatory region sequence-specific DNA binding; DNA-binding transcription factor activity, RNA polymerase II-specific
Source: RefSeq, a predicted model, not a curated record